AUGAAGAAUUACAGCCUCCAUCCCCGCGCUGAAGGCAUCGGUGGCACUAGGGGCCGUCUCGACAACGGUGAUAUUAUCGCUAUUAUUGGAAUCUUUGCGUCUGUUAUCGCUACAAUCUUCGGCGCGUGGCUUCUAGAUAAACUUCGGAAAAGAUUUAGAGGGCCAGGAGCGCAUGAAGUAUCAGCCGAAAGUCUCGAAGCAAAUGUUAACCACGGCUCAUCGCAGGAGCCUUGUUCAGCUGCCGUUCACUGCCGACAAGACCUGGAACCUACGACCACUCAACCUGUACAAACAUCACAGACAAUGAUGAUGACCAUAUCGACGCCCGAGGUGAACGCAUCUCCGUCGCGCCUGUGGGCAGACCCGGUCCGCCGGCUUGAAGUCGGAAUAAACCAGCCAAAACGAGCCCAUACUUGGGCUGCAGAUAAAUGA
Molecule: messenger RNA, 432 nt
Organism: Morchella sextelata
Lineage: Eukaryota; Fungi; Ascomycota; Pezizomycetes; Pezizales; Morchellaceae
Exons: 2
Coding region: 1-432 (143 amino acids)
Source: RefSeq, a predicted model, not a curated record